AUAGGGAGAAGGCUUGUGUGUGGUAUGAUGCGGGCGUGUUUCAGGUUGGAUUUAUAAAAGCGGUUGUCCGACAGAAAAUAAUUGUCAGUUGUUGUAGCCUAUAUUAUUCGUCUCUUAUGUUAGUGAUUGAACUCUGUGUCAGUGUCAGAAUACCGACGGUUUCAGCCGGGACAUCAAUCUUGUGCUCGCAGGCUCUCCAAAACAUAUUGGUCCAGGCGUACUGCUUAUUUCGGUGAUUAUUUCGCUCCAGUGAGACCCCAGUGCGUGCUCCCCCAGGCUGGACCAGGCCCACACCACAUUGAUGCUGGUGGGUCCAUCCCGCCUCCCUCCUCCCGUCCUCCUCUUCGUCCUGCGCUACCCCCAUCCCUGCAUCCAGUGAUGGCGAUGAGUACCGACCCGGGCUGCAGAAGGGACGACAUCAGCCCUGACCCCGACCCAAUGACCCCUGACCACAGUGAUCUCACCGCCAUGAUGGCCACCGUGACUGUGACGACCGCCGAGACGGGCGGCUCACCGGCCAAUAGCAUGAGGAAUGGGGCUCAGCAGGGCGGAGCUAAGAGUGGCCCUCCUCCGCGGCCACACCUCUCAGGGAGGAAGCUGUCGCUACAGGAGCGGGGGACGUACCCGUCUGGGAGGUCAGGGGGGGCUCACGUCUCCCCCCGUGUGGUACGCAGACCCACCGUGGAGUCCAAACGGGUCUCCAUCUCAGACGCCGAGGACUGUAUCCAGCUGAACCAGUACAAGCUGAAGAGUGAGAUCGGAAAGGGCUCCUACGGGGUGGUCAAACUGGCCUACAAUGAGGAUGACGACAAACACUAUGCCAUGAAGUUGGUGUCCAAGAAGAAGCUGAUGAAGCAGUAUGGAUUCCCACGACGCCCCCCUCCCAGAGGACCUAAGGCAGCGGUCCAAGGAGAGCAGCCCAAAGUCCUAGGCCCCCUGGAGAGGGUCUACCAGGAGAUUGCCAUACUCAGGAAGCUGGACCAUCUCAACAUAGUCAAACUGGUGGAGGUGUUGGAUGAUCCUGCCGAGGAUAACCUCCACAUGGUGUUUGAUUUGAUGCCAAAGGGUCCAGUGAUGGAGGUCCCCACAGACAGCCCCUUCACUGAGGAGCAGACACGCCUCUACUUCAGAGACAUUGUCCUGGGCAUGGAGUACUUGCACUACCAGAAGAUAGUCCACCGGGACAUCAAGCCUGCUAACGUGCUGCUGGGGGACGACGGCCAUGUGAAGAUUGCUGACUUUGGGGUCAGUAACCAGUUUGAGGGCAACGAUGCCCUGCUCUCCUCUACGGCUGGGACUCCUGCCUUCAUGGCCCCAGAGACCCUGUCAGACAUCCACCAGAGCUUCAGUGGCAAGGCAUUGGAUGUAUGGGCCAUGGGGGUGACUCUCUACUGCUUUGUGUUUGGGAAGUGUCCGUUCAUCGAUGAAUACAUCCUGGUUCUACACAAUAAGAUCAGGACUAAAUGUGUGGAGUUCCCAGAGUCGCCAGAGAUCACUGAGGAGUUGAAGACUCUGAUCCUGAGAAUGUUGGACAAGAACCCUGACACCAGGAUCACCAUACCUGAGAUCAAGUUGGACCCGUGGGUCACCCAGGAUGGUUGUGACCCUCUGCCUCUAGAGGAGGACCACUGCAGCGUGGUGGAGGUCACUGAAGAGGAGGUGCAGAACUCUGUCAAGUUUGUCCCCAGCCUGUCCACUGUGAUCCUGGUGAAGGCCAUGCUGCGGAAGAGAUCCUUCAGUAACCCCUAUGAGUGUCCCAGGAGUAGAGCGGAGAGGUCCAUGUCUGCACCUAGCAACCUGCUCAUGGAUGCGUGGCCAUUCCGCCACUCUUUAAAACUCCACCCCUCUCUAAGGAAGGGCAGCAGUGGAGAGGGAAGUAGGGAGGGGGAGCUUGAAGACCUGCAUGAAGAUGAACCCUUCUCCUCCUGAGUCCCGCUCCUCCUCCUCCUCUCCUACGGUCAGCCGAGCUCUACACAGCCCUCUUAACCACCAUCUUACACUUCUACCCUCAGUGCUUCUGGAAUGAAACGGUGCUUUUACUUGUGAGAAGUGGUUCAACUCAAGCACGACCUCCUCUUUAAAAACGAUAUGCCCUUCCUCACCCCUGAGGAGAAGAGGACUUUUUGUCUGUCGUGUUUCGCCGUCACUUUACCUACACAAUGCAUGGUGAACGUUAUCGCUGUUCAGAGACUCUCUAGGCACCAUUCACAGUCAUGGACAACAUUGGUGCCCUAAAAGCCACCAUGACCAAGAGACUGGAGCAUGCAAUUGAUGUUAUUACACCCCUUACUGUUUGAAACAAGACAUACACACAUGGCUUUUAACCUCCUCCUAUCACAAUCAAUAGUUUAAAGCGGCAAUCUGCAGAUGCUACAUACAUUUUUGGACUUAUAAAUUAAUGAUAGAUACCUAUGAUUCUUGAAGAAUAUAACUUAUAAAUGCCUCAUAAGCUUAGUUCAACUGUCGUACCCCAUCAGAACCAAAAUAUCAGCUUGUUUUAUGCCAAUGUUUGUAAAUAUUGUACAUGUAAACACACACUGCAUAGCCUCAAAAUAUGCUUAACACUAUAAUUUGGAUAUAUUGAAUGGUCAGUCCUUGCAUCCAGUCUAUUAAUGUCCGAGUGGUUACAUUUCCCCAGGCCCAUCCUUCAGCUUUUUACCAAAACAGAGGCGGUGAGUACGCUUUGUUAUUGUUUCAACAGUGGAUUGCCCCUUUAACGCUGCAGUGUUGUACAUAGAUCAUAAAUGUGUGAGUCAGUGUAAUGUCAAUGUUGUUGUCUAUCUCACCCGUACAUGCUAAGCUGUCAACAUAACCCUUCCACACACUCCUCUUAGGUAAUAAUAAUAAUAAUAUAAUUUAUUUUCAGCGCUUUACAAGACACCCAAAUUCACUUUACAUACACAAGAUAAUCAGCAGGAUUAAAAGCAAUAAAAUCAUACAUUAAAAUAAUUAAGUAUAUAAAAGUACACCAAACAUAAGGACAGACUAACCAGACUAACCAGGGAAAAAACUAAACAGGAUGACACUAACUAGGGAAGUGAACUAAUGAGGGAUCUCUAAGACAACAGAGAAUGUGAAGAGGUGUGUCUUUAGUGUGUAUGAAUUGUGAGGUUCUGACAUGGAGAGGGAGGGAGUUCCAGAGUUGGGGGGCUGCACUGCUAAAAGCAUUGUCUCCCAUGGAGCGGAGCCUGGUGCGAGGGAUGGUGAGGAGGCCAGUGUCAGAAGAGCGCAGUGAACAGGUGGGAGUGUAGGGGUGCAGGAGGUCAGUAAGGUAUGUGAGCAGUUUGAAGAUGAUCCUGUGUUGAACUGGGAGCCAGCGGAGUUUGAGGGUGGGGGUGAUGUGGUCUGGUAUGGUGUGUGAGGACUCGUCUCUUUCUCUCUGUUGCUCUAAUCGUCUCCCCUUCGUCCUCUAAUGUUUCUAUUAGGGUACAGAAUUAGAGAAGGGCUGUUUCUCUGAAUCUCAGGCAGUAGGAUGAAGCAAGCCUGUUUCUCUCCCCUGUCUCCCAGACUCUGACCAGCAACCUAUUCUCCUUAAAACACAUUUCAAGCCCACAAUUGUGGAAGGGGGAGCACUAAACAUCUUUAUGCAACCUAUUAAUCACCCUUAGAAUACUUCCAGAACCAACUAAAUGUUUUAUUUCAAUUUGAGAAAAACUUCAAUAAAAAUUGGACAGCAGUAAGCUUGUUUAUUUGUCCUUUAUACAUUUUUUCUUCUCGAUUUCAAUAUGGAAGUGAAACCAGGUAAUGGUGUUUGUAUAUAGUGUUUCUUGAUUAGUAAAAUGCCAAUUUAUUAACUACAUUUGAAUAAUUGUGUUAUUCUCAUAACAUUUAUGUAACAAUAGUAGCAGUUCAUUCAGUUCAUCUAAGCGGUGUGAAGGCUACACAAAUUGAAUAAUUGGUUAUGACAUUUAAAUGUAGUUAAAGUAGGAGUUUGGUGGUGACUUUAUGAAGUGUUAGAGUUAGACCAACAGUUUAAAGUAAUACAGAAAUUAUUGGUAUUUCAGUUGUGGUUGGGAUAUACAGUGCCUUGCAAAAGUAUUCAUCCCCCUUGGCGUUUUUCCU
This is a messenger RNA of Coregonus clupeaformis (lake whitefish), 4062 nucleotides long. Its product is annotated as calcium/calmodulin-dependent protein kinase kinase 1-like. The record is from RefSeq and is a predicted model, not a curated record. NCBI's taxonomy places the organism in Eukaryota, Metazoa, Chordata, Actinopteri, Salmoniformes, Salmonidae. Gene Ontology annotation, biological process: activation of protein kinase activity; CAMKK-AMPK signaling cascade; protein phosphorylation. The transcript is spliced from 17 exons. The coding region runs from base 379 to 1929 and encodes 516 amino acids. Gene Ontology annotation, molecular function: ATP binding; protein kinase activity.